AGUUCAUUACAUUUUAGAGUAUAGAUAGAGCUUGUCGAGCAAAGUUUAACUUGAAUUUCAAAGAAAUCAUUUCCGUAAAACCAUGAGCAAGUUAAAGGAUAUAUUGAAACAUUUGCAAAUUUCUGACAAUGAUCGCUGCGAAUAUACUGAAGAUGCUAUUGCUAUCCAAAAUUAUGUUAUUGAAGAGUUAAAAAAGCAGGACGCAACUUUUCGCAAUGCCUAUGAUGGGUUGAGUCUGGGUGGAAGUUACUUGGAUGGCGUAAAGUUGAGGACUCCCGAUGAAUUUGAUUUGCACAUGAAACUCAAGUUUCCGUUUGAAAUCAAACCAUUAAAUGACGAAAAUGGAUUUGUCUACUUAUACACAACUGGAGGAAGAAAUUCACUAUCGGGAUGUUACAACGAUGGCUAUAUUCGUCGCAAAGAGCUCCAAUACUGGUUGCGCAAUAUCUUCAAGAAGGUGUUUUAUUCAACUUUAAGUUUGGAGUGUAACCGAAGUGGCCAUUCUUAUUCUGUUACUUACACAAAUGAGGGAUAUGCGUGCGCCCACUCCAUCGAAGCCGUGUGCGGAAAUCGCACCAUAUCCUUUGAUAUGGUGCCGGCAUUCGAGUUUAAUGGGUCUCAAUGGCCAUUGACUGAUCCACCGGUUCCUCACCAAGUCCGUUUACAAUAUCCCUGGUUCGCUAUACCUCAAAAAAAAUCGGGAAGCUCUGACGAUCGCACCUUUAUGGUCUGUGCUCCUCAUUGGGAACGUGAAGUGAUCAAGAACUCAGACAAUCUGAAGAACGUUUUGCGCCUCAUGAAGGGAUUACGCGAUGGAAAUUCUAGGGAUUUGCCGCACUUGUCCAGCUACAUGCUGAAAACGGUUCUCCUUGGCGAACUAAGAAGGGUUAACUGGAGUCGGGACGAGGGUCCUCUGUUGGUGGAGAUGUGGGGCCGAUUGGUGGAACGCCUUGAUGUUGGCAGAUUGGAUUUCUUUUUGGCCAAUGGGCACAACAUCUUCGAUCGCUUGAAUUCAAGAGAACUAGACAAUUGUCGCAGAAAUGCCAGAGAUAUUCACCAUAAAUUACGUAUAUACUAUAACAGCAACAACGGCUCUGAGUUGAACAAGCUUUUUAAUCAAAAGUAAUCAUUUAUACCCUUUUUUAAACUAAAGCUUCAUAUGUACCAGAAGCAUUUUUGUAUUUUAUUCGAUUUUGCAGUGUUUUAAUAAAAACAUACGUAUCUA
Messenger RNA from Drosophila eugracilis, 1225 nucleotides. RefSeq lists its product as uncharacterized. The transcript is spliced from 2 exons. NCBI's taxonomy places the organism in Eukaryota, Metazoa, Arthropoda, Insecta, Diptera, Drosophilidae. The record is from RefSeq and is a predicted model, not a curated record. Bases 83 to 1126 code for a protein of 347 amino acids.